UGAAAUAUUUCAUGUGAACUAAAUGUUUUCAAUUUCUAUUAACCUUUAACCACAAGGCAUUGGUUUAUUAUGGCUGCUAAUUAUUUUCUUUUUGUUUUGUUUGUCUGUUUGCUUGUUUUGUUUUUUCAUAUAAACCAUUUGUCGCCGCCAAGGACAUGUACAUUCUUUUAAGAAUUCUUUUUGUUAUUUCUGCGAUUGAUUUUGGGGUCAAAGCGCAGAAGACGCUGCUACUGAGUGGACAUCCCCCCCCAAAAAAAACCUUCCAUAAACCAGAAACGCCUUUCUUUAGUAAGCAGAAAUGUUUUGGGAGCCUACAACAUUUCCACAAAUCAACCAAGGAGAUUUAAAGACCUCCUUUGCUUGGGUAAACCGAUUUGCCAGGGGGCAAAACCAUACUUACAAAAGAGAUAAUGUUACAAAAUCUCAACCAGCAACUCCUUUGUAUGUAAACAAUUGGUGAAAAGCACACAUGGCGACAGGUGACGCGUAUAUACGCUAUGAACCUUUCGUAUAUUGAACCGGUGGACGUGUGGACACGCGCCACAUUACCAGGGCAGCUGAAAAAUGGCUUGACAGAAGAACUCGGGGAGAUGAAUAAAAAUACUGAUGCCUAAACUCAAAGAGUUGUGCCUCCCUGCAUACUUAUGGGUGCCAGAUAUAAAUUGCAAGGUUGGAGAUUUUGAAGGAAAAAAACGCACCCAGCAGCUUUAUGGAGGAAGAAACCCGAUGAGGAUUUUCGUAGCUGAAUACUAAGAAAGAUUAAUGUUGCUACAUAGUUUAUAAUAUCGUACGUGUAGAUCGGUGCAUUGUUUGCAACGCUUCGUGAAAGUACAGGUCUUUUCCUUCCUCAGCGGUGGAAGCGAUAUUUGCAAAAUACCUUGUCUCUGUUUAGAUCUUUUUACCGUACGGCGAUGCCAGUAUAUACAUUAGUACAUACCUUCACUUCUGAAACACUGUCGUAAGAUUUUCAUAGCCAUAUUAAAUUCAUACCGUGACGCAACUUCUUGACACAAAAACAAAAAAUACAACGACUCCACGCCUGCUACGGGCUCACGGCAACUGUUGGUGGUACCAUGGAGCUGGAGCUAUAAAAACGUGGCACAUGUGCAUCUAUGAACUGCUGCUGGUAUUCAUAAACAGAAAGCUUCAAGGAUUAUUGCUGAUGUUAGCAGAUAAAAUGUACAUGUACUUGGAUGGUUUCAGGGUCAGUCUUCACAAUCUCGCUGGAUGAUAAGGCGGAGAAACUUGGGGCUGCCUAGUGGCUUCAGAGUUUGAGACAUUUGGAGGACUGGAGCUUCAAGACUAUCGCCAACAUGGCACGGAGACGUACGCCUGGGAUCGCAGUCUUACCUGAAAUCGAACACUCUCAACCCAAACUUCAUCAGGAUUUGAAUGAAGACUUAGCAGGAGAACUGCCAGUCCAUCACACUCAUGAACAGGUUCAAGAUAAAACAGCCAAACCAGGUGCAGCCACCCAGGUGAACCUCAAGUAUGUCAGCUUGGUGUUGCUGGUCCUACAGAAUGCAGCCCUUAUCCUCACCAUGCGCUACACGCGCAACCAGCCUGGCGACAUGUACUUCUCCACGUCAGCUGUCUGCGUGACAGAGGUCCUCAAGAUGACCACCUGUGUCUUCAUUCUCCUCUACCAGCACAAAGGCAACGCAGUGGAGUUGAGCAAGAUCUUGUGGAGCACCAUUGUGCUUCAGCCCCUCGACACCCUCAAGGUGUCCGUCCCCGCUUUCAUCUACACGAUGCAGAACAACUUGAUGUUCAUAGGAGUUUCCAACCUAAGCGCAGCUACUUUUCAGGUGAGCUACCAGCUGAAGAUUCUCACCACAGCUCUAUUUAGUGUCGUCAUGUUGCGUAAAAGCCUGUCAGCAAUCCAGUGGGUGGCCCUUGUCCUUCUCUUUGCCGGCGUAGCCAUAGUCCAGGUUCAGCCAACAGAUCCCUCAAAGAGAGCCGCCGAGGUCACCCACACCCAGCAGAACCCCUUGCACGGCCUACUGGCUGUCGUCGUCGCCUGCUGCUUCUCGGGUUUCGCCGGCGUCUACUUCGAGAAGAUCCUGAAGGGUUCCAAGACCUCCCUCUGGAUCCGCAACAUCCAACUGGGGCUCUUCGGAGCCAUUAUCGGGCUGGUGGGGAUGAUCCUUAAGGACGGAGCGGCAAUCAUGGAGAAGGGCAUGUUCUUCGGCUACACCAACUACGUGUGGUCGGUCAUCUUCCUGCAGGCCUUUGGUGGCCUGACAGUGGCAGUGGUGGUCAAGUAUGCCGAUAACAUCCUCAAGGGCUUUGCCACUUCGGUCAGUAUCAUAGUCUCCACGGUGGCAGCGGUUUAUUUGUUCCAUUUUCAGGUCAACGUUCAGUUCUGCAUUGGUGCCGGCUUGGUCAUCGGGGCCAUCUUCUUCUAUGGUCGGCCCAAACCACCAGAGAAAGCACCAACUCAAGAACAGCCUCCAAACGAUGCAUUGGGCAAGUGAAAAGUUACUCUGCCCAACACAUUUGAACGAAUUUGAAUUUUUUUGUAAACAUUAGAUAUAGUAGAAUACCAAACUAACUGAAGAGAAUGGUGCAAUGGUCACCUCUUGAAGAGCAGGUUUCCCCCUUACCUCCUCAUAAUUGAGAGGGGAAGGAAGGGUGGGGUCUGCCCCUUUCUCCCCUCCCCCCCCCCAUUUUGACUGUCCCAUGCUCAGUCUUUUUCAAACUUGGCAUGCAUGUAAAGACAUUCAUCGCAAGUAAAGUUUCCUGUGAAGGCUCAAUUCAGUCACGCACAGAGUUUUGUUUGUUAACCCUCCUAUGCUGAAGUCACUCUUUGGGUCACUUGGUAAACACCUCAAAGAAGCACAGCUGUGUUGUGUUGUGCA
Messenger RNA from Acanthaster planci (crown-of-thorns starfish), 2861 nucleotides. It is a transcript of the gene slc35a2, whose product is annotated as solute carrier family 35 member A2. Gene Ontology annotation, molecular function: pyrimidine nucleotide-sugar transmembrane transporter activity. NCBI's taxonomy places the organism in Eukaryota, Metazoa, Echinodermata, Asteroidea, Valvatida, Acanthasteridae. Gene Ontology annotation, cellular component: Golgi membrane. The record is from RefSeq and is a predicted model, not a curated record. Gene Ontology annotation, biological process: pyrimidine nucleotide-sugar transmembrane transport.